Messenger RNA from Cotesia congregata, 216 nucleotides. The record is from the annotation of a GenBank genome assembly. Lineage: Eukaryota; Metazoa; Arthropoda; Insecta; Hymenoptera; Braconidae.
AUGUACAUUCUUGAUCGAGAAACCGCGGAGUCGCUAGACGAUACCUUCAGACUUCCGAAGUCGAUCAUUCAUUGUGUUCAAGCAAUAGAUUUCAGCGUUUCAAAGUGCAAUGUGAAAGCUUAUCGACCCUGCUGUGACCCUGACUAUAAAUGUACUAGAUUAGGAAGGAGGCGCGGCAAGCCGUACAUUCAGAUGCUUGAAAUCAUCAGGUAUUAA